AUGGUCGCACGCAAGCCCGGCACCCACGCCCUGUCCAUAACAACACACUCGACCCAGCACUCGUCGUCGUCGACAUCAUCCUCGCCCACGCCCUCGCUGGCCUCGCUGCAUGCCCGCGACGCCAACAUGGCCAUGUCCGACUGCACCCCCGCCCCAUUGACUGUCUCAAUACCCAAGAACAUCCAGAGCCCCCAAUGCCGCAAACCAAAUCUCCAGGAGAUACUCAGCAACACCGCCCCGCCCCCCUACACCCUCACCUCCUUCAUGGCCUUCCUGUCACAGAACCACUGCCUCGAGAACCUCGAAUUCACAAUGGACGCCUCCCGCUACCGCAAACACUACUCCAAGAUGGUCAACCGCCAUCCCGGCACUCCCAUCUCGCCCUUGUCCGAAGAGUGUGGCUACGUGCUCAUGCUCUGGCGUCGACUCAUUGACGCUUACAUCCGCGAGUCCGGUCCACGAGAAGUCAACCUCCCAGCUGAAGUCCGCGACCAACUCCUCAGCCUCUCCGACACCUACGUCCCACCACACCCAUCAUCCUUGGACAGUGCCGUGGCCAAAAUCAACGAGCUCAUGGAGGAGAGCGUAUUGGUCUCGUUCCUCAACUCAGUCAGCCCACAGAGCGCGCACCCCGCCAGCCACGAGAGCUACGCUGGCAGUAACAUCUCUCGCUCAUCGACCCGCAGCUACGAGGAGCGGAGUCUCCUUUCCCGAUCGUCACAGCCGCCCAUGCCUGCUAAACAACGAGCAUCGGCACCCUCAUCCCUCACUUCCGGCUUCAUGGCAUCUCGUCCCUUCUCACACUCACGCUUCCACUCCCAGCCCACCUCUUCCGGUCAAGCACCCACCCGCAUCACCUCGGGCUACACCAGCGGCAGCGAUGCAUUGACUGACGACUCUGGCAGCGCCAGUAGUCCGUCGGGAAUGAGCGACCCACUGACACCUCCUGGCACCCCGCCCAUGAGCGAUUACCCCAUGGCCGACUUCCAGCAAGCCUACUACGACACAGGCUCAAACAGUGGCACCCCGAGUCCUCGCAACAGCCGGGGCGAGCACAACGGUCUUGCCAACGCCACCAGGGAUAGCUGGAAGCGAGUAAGCAGCAAGUUGUGGCCCAAGAAGAAGAGCGGCAGCCAGCUCCGAGAUGACGAACCAGGUGUUGUUGAGGGUGGUCUCUUCUAA
Alternaria arborescens is the source of this 1182-nucleotide messenger RNA. RefSeq lists its product as hypothetical. Bases 1 to 1182 code for a protein of 393 amino acids. The record is from RefSeq and is a predicted model, not a curated record. NCBI's taxonomy places the organism in Eukaryota, Fungi, Ascomycota, Dothideomycetes, Pleosporales, Pleosporaceae. The transcript has 2 exons.